Molecule: messenger RNA, 2070 nt
Organism: Solanum pennellii
Lineage: Eukaryota; Viridiplantae; Streptophyta; Magnoliopsida; Solanales; Solanaceae
Product: F-box/LRR-repeat protein At1g67190-like
Exons: 3
Coding region: 520-1779 (419 amino acids)
Molecular function (GO): protein binding
Source: RefSeq, a predicted model, not a curated record
UCAAUAUAACUGGCUACUUGACGUGGGUCUCACCUGUAUUGCAUAUUGCACACAGCACACCACUCACUGUGUGUGUCUGUGCUGCCUUUCUUCCACCAUCUUGUUUGAACAAUUUUCUCCAAAUUUUUUUUCCAGAUUUCCAUCCCCUUUUGAUCGACGGGGCUUAUAAUUUACCUCAAUCGAUUCAUUUCUGAUUCUGGGUCGUGAUCUUUUACUUGAUUCUUGUUGAUGGGAAAUUGAUGAGGUGUUAAUGGGAUUGUUGCCUUUGCCCAAAAAGGUGAAAUCUUUUAAGUUUUUUUUUUUUUUGAUUUGGGGUUUUGAAGUAGAUGGUUGUGGAAUCAAGAAAUCUGUCUUUGGUUGAUUAUAUAAUUUGAUGGAUCAUUAAUUGGGUUGCCUGAUAUUUCAUCUUUUGGUCUACUUUCCCCUGAAGAUUGGUCUGUGAUCUACUGUUACUCUCAGUUUGCACAGUAAUGUAGCUGUGAAGUUUGGGUUUGGUCUACUUUUUAGUUGUGAAGCGCUAUGGAGCACCUUCCUGUUGAGGUUAUUGGCAACAUAUUGUCUCGGUUAGGAGCUGCACGAGAUGUAGUGAUUGCAUCUUCUACUUGCCGGAAAUGGCGAGAGGCUUGGAGAAAUCAUCUUCACACACUCACGUUUAAUUCGAAUGACUGGCCUCUUUAUCAUGAGCUUACAAGGAGCAGACUAGAGAUAAUUGUGACACAGACAAUAUUCCAGACUAAUGGAUUACAGUGUCUGUCAAUUAUGAUGGAUGAUGUGGAUGAGUUCUCUGCUGCUCCGGUGAUUGCUUGGCUAAUGUACACGAGAGAAACUUUGCGUGAGUUACACUAUAAUGUCAGGACUACACCAAACAUUAAUAUUCUUGAGAUAUGUGGUCGCCAGAGACUGGAAGUAUUGGCUCUGGCACACAAUACGAUUACGGGUGUUGAACCUAGUUACCAAAAAUUUCCUUGCUUGAGGUCUCUUUCACUGAGCUAUGUCAGUGUAUCAGCGUUGGACCUCAGUAUUUUUCUCACAGCCUGCCCGAAAGUUGAGGUCUUGAGCCUUAUAAGUCUGGAUAUUGUUAUGUCUGAUCCGCAUGCCUCAAUGGAGCUGAGUACUAACUCUUUGAAAGAUAUCUAUGUCGAAGCCAUUAGUUUGGAUAAAAUCAUUCUGGAGGCAGAUAGCCUUGAGAAAUUGCAGUUAAAAGAUUGUACACUUGAGGUCUUUGAGCUUGUCAGCAAGGGGAAGUUAAGACUCCUUAAGAUUGAUGAUGUUAGUGUCAUCCAUCUUGAUAUUGGUGAGAGCGCAGAGAAUCUUGAGAUUGUGGACGUCAGCAAUUUCACUAUCAUGUGGUCCAAGUUCCAUCAUAUGAUAGCAAAGUCAUCAAAACUGAGAAGACUGAGGCUAUGGGCAGUUGUGUUUGAUGAUGAUGAUGAGGUUGUUGAUAUUGAGACAAUUUCUGCUUGCUUUCCGCAACUAACUCAUCUCUCCUUGAGCUAUGAACUAAGAGAGGCAGUAAUUCAGUAUGGAUUGCAGGGUUCUUUUCAAUUGGAAAAUGUGGUUGUAUUGGAGCUUGGUUGGACGGUGAUCAGUGACCUCUUUUCACAGUGGGUAGCAGGGCUAUUGGAAAGAUGCCCUAAUCUAAGGAAGUUAGUGAUUCAUGGGGUUGUUUCAGAAACCAAAACACACGAAGAAUGCCAAACAUUAGCAAAAUUCACAUCCUUUAUUGUAAGGCUAAUGAAGAAGUAUUUGAAGAUAGAUGUUCAGUUUGAAUAUGAAUAGAUUUGAGCAACUGUACCCAGCCUUGGAAUUCACAUUUUUGUUCAAAUGUUAAUAGCUCAAGGAGGUACAUGACGAUCCUUUGUGGUGAUUGUUUCUGUUAUUACGUGGUUACCAUGCUGCGUUCCUGUUUUAGUUUAAGUUGUGCUUCAGCAUUGUUACUUACCCUAUUCUUUCAACUCAAGUUCGCAUAGUGUUCACAGUUGUGGUAUUCUUAUUGUAACUUCUCCUUUUCUUUAUUUUUUCUGCUUGUCUGUUUCAUCUUGUUGUAAUGAAGUUAAGUCUUUUUUUCUA